Molecule: messenger RNA, 3906 nt
Organism: Periconia digitata
Lineage: Eukaryota; Fungi; Ascomycota; Dothideomycetes; Pleosporales; Periconiaceae
Source: the annotation of a GenBank genome assembly
CCAUGACAGCCCGAUGAAAUGAUAUGAGAUGACUUUAUUCCUCACACUCUCACAAUGCUCUCUGCUUUCACAGCUCGACCCGUUGUCGAGCUCAAGCAGCGCGACAAGUCUAAAAUCGAGUCCCUGCUGGCCUAUGGAGACAGAGUGCUCGUAGGUCUGAAUACUGGCGCUUUGCGCAUCUACCGAGUCAACGAAGCGACCGAAGAUGACGAUCCUCCUCCACAUAACAACGGCUCGCAGAACGGAGACCCAGCGCCCGAAGCGCAUACGACCAAAGUUCGACCGGCUGAUCUUUUGCGCGAAGAGGAGAAGUUUUCGCGACGGCCGAUACAGCAACUGGCCAUAAUCAAGGAGUCCAAUAUACUGGUCUCCCUCUCGGAUAAUCAUGUCUCCAUACACGAUCUUCAGACGUAUACGCUACAGGAGAAGUUGGAGAAGACGCGCGGAGCUUCUACUUUCGCGGUUACGAGCAACAUCGUAAAGGACCCCAGUACGGGAAUCCCGAGCAUCAUGAGCAGAUUGGCCGUUGCAGUAAAGAGAAAGAUUAUACUGUGGACAUGGCAGGACAUGGAGCUCAACGGGGAGGCGACCGAGAUCACGCUGGUCGCAUCAGUCAAGAGCCUGACCUGGGCCACCGGAACCAAGAUUGUCGCGGGAAUGGAUCCAGGAUUCGUGAUCGUCGAUGUGGAGACCCAGGACGUUCAGGACAUCGUCAAACCUGGAGCGUUGGGGGAAGCAGGCGGGAAGGAAGGCGCACGCUUUGGUGCUGUGUCAUCCUCAGGCAUGGGUUACAUGGGAAUGGGCAGCUGGGUACCAAAACCCCUUGCUACGAGGUUAGGGGAAGGAGAGAUGCUGCUCGCCAAAGAUGUCAACAGUCUAUUUAUCGACACCGACGGUAAUGCCCUCGAUAAGCGGCAGGUCCCAUGGCCAUCGGCGCCAGACAGUCUCGCAUACUCGUAUCCAUAUAUGCUCGCCCUACAGGCACCAUCGAAAGGCGGGCUUGAGGUACGAAAUCCCGACACAAUGAGUUUGCUACAGACUAUUUCGCUGCCCAAUGCAAACUUUAUGUCCGUUCCACAACCAAACAUUAGCUUGGCACACGCGGGCAAGGGGUUUCUUAUUGCGAGCGACCGGUGCAUCUGGAGAAUGGGUGCGCAAGAUUACGAAUCUCAAAUCGAUGAGCUCGUGGCAAACGCCCGUUACGACGAAGCUCUAAGUCUACUCAACAUGCUCGAGGAUACAUUACUACACGACAGUGAAGGUCGAAUCCGUGAAAUAAGGAUGUUGAAGGCACAAUCACUCUUUGAUCUGCGCAAGUUCCAAGAAGCUAUGGACCUGUUUACCGAUGCAAAAGCUCCGCCCGAGCGCGUCAUCGCCCUGUAUCCAAGGUCGAUUGCGGGCAAGUACUCUGCAGCAGAGAGUGUAAAAGAUACAGAAAGUGUCGUGGACGAAGAGGAAGAUGAAAUCAAUAGCGAGAAAACAUCACCUGAUUCCAAGGACACCCCUCAGCCUCCACCUUCUACUAUCGGACGUUCCAUGAUGGGCCGGUUGUACGGGCACAAAAAGGCCGAUUCUGAGACUGCCUCUGUCAAGUCUGCUGCUAAGGACGACACGACUGAUACUGCGAGUCUCAAGGGCAAGACAUCGGAGACCAUUGUACCUGACAAGUGUUUGGAAGGACAGGACUUGAGGGAUGCCGUUCGUGCACUGCAGGUUUUUCUUGCGCAGUGCCGUGUUCAGAUCAAACGAUACAUCGACACAGACGGUGUUCUAAAAGAGCCGCUGCCUGAACAAAGCGAGAGUCAAGCUGAAGAAUAUAAGCCAGCUUUCCACUACUUUGUACAGCAUUCGGGUCCGCCUUCCGGGAUCGACUGGGCCGCCGAGCUAGCGAAAGUUGCGCAAUUGGUAGACACCACACUCUUCCGGGCGUACAUGCUCGCAAGUCCAGGCCUGGCAGGCCCACUCUUCCGCCUGCCCAACUUCUGUGAACCAGAUGUCGUUCAAGAGAAGCUGUAUGAGACUGGUCGAUACGCAGACCUGAUUGAUUUCCUCCACGGAAAAAAGCUUCAUCGUCAAGCUUUGGAAUUACUGGCGAAAUUUGGCAAGAACGAAGCCGACGAAGAAGUGUCGGCAGCGCUCCAAGGUCCCCAACGCACGGUUGGGUACUUGCAGCAACUGCCACCAGAGAUGCUAGAUCUGAUUCUGGAGUUCGCGGAGUGGCCUUUACGAACGGAUCCAGCGCUUGGCAUGGAUGUUUUCCUGGCUGACACAGAGAAUGCAGAAACUCUACCUCGUCCUCCAGUAGUAGAGUAUCUUGAAAAGAUUGAUUCAAAACUCUCAGUCAAGUACCUGGAACACAUAAUUGAAGAGCUCAACGAUACAACCCCCGAUUUUCACCAGAGACUAGUGGAUUUGUUCCUGGAGAGGUUCAAAGCCGGGGAGUUUGAAGAUGACGAGGAGAAAGAGAGAUGGAUGAAACGGUUGCAAACGUUCCUCAGAACAAGCGCUUCAUACAACAGAUCUCGCGUACUCCGACAAAUGCCAUCCAGCGACCCCAAUUACUUCGAAGCAAGAGCGAUUGUACUGAGUAAGAUGGGCCAGCAUAGACAAGCCCUACAGAUUUACGUGUUCCAAUUAAAGGACUACGAUAAAGCAGAAGAAUAUUGCAACCAAACCUAUCUCACAGCCUCAAAUCCCUCUUCCCCAACCAGAACCACACAUUCGACAACAACAUCAUCCUCUGACGCCGACUCCACCGAGCCAUCCAUAUACCACAUCCUCCUCUCCCUCUACCUCCAACCCCCACCCCCACACCAGCCGAACUGGCCACCAGCCCUAGACCUCCUCUCCAAGCACGGCGCACGCCUCCCAGCCUCCACAACCCUCGACCUCGUACCCCCCUCCCUUCCCGUCAAAGACCUCUCCUCCUAUUUCCUAGGCCGCAUCCGCAACGCCAACUCGCUCCUCAACGAAGAGCGCAUCGUCGCGCGCCUCCGCGCCGUUGAGAAAAUCGACGUAGAAGCGCAGGUGCGUCUCGGCGAUGUCGAGCGCGUCGAUCAGCAAGGCCGUAGGGUUCCUGGCGGGUUGAAUCGCAGAGUCGUUGUUACAGAGGAUCGCCAUUGUGCGGUUUGUCAUAAGAGGUUUGGUGGGAGUGCUAUUCGUGUUUAUCCGGAUAACAGUGUGGUGCAUUCGGGCUGUCUGAGGGGCAGUGUUGGGAGGAAGGGGGGUGCUGCUACGUUUGCCGCUGCGUCGUCGGGGGGUAGUGGUGGGUGGCGGUGAGGUGUAGACUUUUUUUUUCUGAUUCCUUUUUGAAUCUUCGAAUGCUGGAUUGUUGUACCAUGAAGGCGAGAGUGGAGUGGGAUGGCGUGUAUGAUCGUCACUGUCGAGCUCGUACCGUUUGUAAAUAUGUUCCAACGAGGGAGGAAAGGUGCAUUUUGACAAAAGCUCGAAUCUCAUUAUGUCAGGUGUCAAUGUCUUGACACACGCGGAGCAGGAUGAAUUUACAUCUUUGUAUAUAAAUACGUUUAUCAGCAAAUCUGACCUUCUUCCUCGUUCAUCCGUGCGCCGAAACCUUUCCCCCCUUUUCUUUGCGCCAUCCUUGACUUUUCUUCCCGUUUCUUCUACUGGGAUUGAUUUUCAUGUGCACGAGGACUAUACGUCAAGUCGCUGCUUCCGCAUUCUCGAUAUACUUUCAACAGAAUCUGGUUCCAGCUUGACGAUAAUGAAGCCAUCGUGAUCAAUAAGUCUCAGUAGAAGCAUAACGUUAAGAAGAAAUAACAACUUUGUAAAACCUAUUCUUACAUUGACAUGCCCAACUAAACGCCAGCAGCAGAUUGGUGGUUCGCUAUCAUUAGGCCUGCUGCUCCAUGUCAACUUUACAGCCCCGCAUUUUCUUGCGCCUCUAUU